UUCUUAGAAUUCCCAAAUUACAGCCAAAAAUGGAAGGAGAAAAAAACCGAUGUCCAAAGUCGAUCUCUUUCUCUCUCUUCCCCUGAAUAAUUGAUGCAAUUCAAAGUAAAAAUUGAGUGAUCUCAUCUCUUCUUAGAAAGGAAUUGGUUGGAGAUCAUAAAAGCUCUGCAAGUUUUCAAAUAAGACAUUUAUAAAGACCAACGUUGUGGUUCACACUUUCGAUCAAUGGAUGCUGAACUGUUAAACUUUUGGGGCCCCGUCACAUCCUCUAUUGACUGGUGUGAAAAAAAUUAUGUUUGUUCAUCUUAUAUUGCAGAGUUUUACAACACAAUUUCAAAUAUACCAGCCAUCAUUUUGGCUGUCAUUGGCCUCGUUAUUGCCUUGAGUCAGGGUUUUGAGAAGAGAUUUACUGUUCUUCACCUUUCAAAUAUGAUACUUGCAAUGGGGAGCAUAUUGUUCCAUGGAACUCUGCAACGUGUGCAACAGCAAAGUGAUGAAACUCCAAUGGUUUGGGAAAUGCUCCUUUAUAUCUACAUUCUGUAUUCACCUGAUUGGCAUUAUCGAAGCACAAUGCCCACAUUCCUCUUCCUCUACGGUGUUAUUUUUGCCGUUGUUCAUUCAGUAUUUCAUUUCAAAAUUAGUUUUAAAGUUCAUUACGCUGUGCUCUGCCUCCUUUGCAUCCCUCGGAUGUACAAAUACUACAUCCACACAGAGGAUCCUGCAGCCAAGCGUCUAGCAAAGCUAUAUGUCAUCACUUUAUUCCUUGCAAGCCUGUGUUGGGUUUGUGACCGUGUUUUCUGUGAGCAUAUAUCUGCUUGGCCUAUCAAUCCACAAGGACAUGCUUUAUGGCACAUCUUCAUGGGCUUUAAUUCCUACUUUGCAAAUGCAUUUCUGAUGUUUUGCCGUGCUCAGCAGCGAGGUUGGGGUCCAAAGAUUGUUCAUUUCUUGGGUCUUGUUCCCUAUGUGAAGAUUGAGAAACCAAAAUCUCAAUGAGCUAGACACAAUUACACAAAGCCGGUGGAACCUCUUAUUUCCUGGUCCCUUAUGUAUUCUGCAGUUAAGAGGCAUCUCUGUCUGAUAGAAACCUACUCAGAAGGGACUGUUUACGUAGGCUGUUCUGAAGUGUAGCUUGCAAACUAUAACCAUACUUAAAUAGUAGAUGGUCACAGGCAAUUCUGUCAAAGCAAAUAUUCAGCAUUUUUUUGUUUUUAUAUUAGGAUCUAGAUUAGUCAAAGCUAUGGGCAGUUUUUUUGUUAGAACUCAAGUAUAGGUUCUAUAGUUUACUAAGUUUAUGUUGUCUUCAUUCGAUGGAAAGUGUUAAAUUCUUGAUUCUCUUGUCAGCUUACUGAUACCCAGAUUCUGAAGUUUCUUGUUUAUGCAAGCUUUUCAUUAUUUAUAUAAUUACAAAUGUUAAUUUAUUCAUCUA
Messenger RNA from Chenopodium quinoa (quinoa), 1426 nucleotides. Its product is annotated as alkaline ceramidase-like. Gene Ontology annotation, cellular component: membrane. Gene Ontology annotation, biological process: ceramide metabolic process; defense response to other organism; response to salt stress. The record is from RefSeq and is a predicted model, not a curated record. The coding region runs from base 226 to 993 and encodes 255 amino acids. NCBI's taxonomy places the organism in Eukaryota, Viridiplantae, Streptophyta, Magnoliopsida, Caryophyllales, Amaranthaceae. Gene Ontology annotation, molecular function: hydrolase activity, acting on carbon-nitrogen (but not peptide) bonds, in linear amides. The transcript is spliced from 3 exons.